AUGCAACCUCUCUACGAGGGCCCCAAAGCCAACGCUAUGCUGGCGGAAGGCUCGCCAAAACGGGCCAUCGCCCAGAAGAUUGCCAAGUCAAAGCCCAACUCUUACCAGAGGCUUGCUUUGAUUCUGGACCGUACCUCAUGGCUACCACGCAAACUCCCCAAGGAUGCCACUUCAAUCAAGGGGAUAUUCAACAUGGCAUAA
Messenger RNA from Pyricularia pennisetigena, 201 nucleotides. RefSeq lists its product as uncharacterized. Bases 1 to 201 code for a protein of 66 amino acids. NCBI's taxonomy places the organism in Eukaryota, Fungi, Ascomycota, Sordariomycetes, Magnaporthales, Pyriculariaceae. The record is from RefSeq and is a predicted model, not a curated record. The transcript has 2 exons.